This is a messenger RNA of Salvelinus sp. IW2-2015, 893 nucleotides long. It is a transcript of the gene tmem244, whose product is annotated as transmembrane protein 244. The record is from RefSeq and is a predicted model, not a curated record. Lineage: Eukaryota; Metazoa; Chordata; Actinopteri; Salmoniformes; Salmonidae.
UGGUGAUGCUGUAGAAGUGGUCUGAGCCUUGGGGUGUGCUUUAUCCAGCCUGGAUUGAGACAGGAAGCUUUUUGCGUGUGUGUAAUCCCAUUAACCAUUAAGACCAGCCCUCAUCCCCUGGUGUGUUUGCUCUACUGUAGGCGGCCUUCUAGCGUCUCCACUGAUAAAAGAAAAGGCGGCCAUUCAUGUUGUUGGACUACUGUUGCAGGUGUUGUGGGUAUUGUGGGUCUACUCUGAAGCGCUAUGGACCAACAUCAGUCAAGAUCAAGACCAACGUCAGUGAAACAUGGAUUGUUCUCCAGAACUUGCUGAUGUGCAUAAUAUCCUUCUAUGCUGUUUACUACAUAGUGGUCAGUCUCUGCAUUGGUAUUCUCAGAGUACAUGAGGUUGACAGCCUUUUAGCACCCUUUGACUACACAACACAGCCAUCAUGGCAAAGUCCAAAAUACCUAGUGACAGUGAUCUCCAUGGAGCUGACCUAUCUUUUGGGAGGCCUGAUAUUUGCGUGGAUUGUCGAGGAGUGGGUGUGGGACUACGCCAUCACAGUCACACUAAUCCACAUCGGUCUGACGGUAGCAGUUAUGUCUGAUUUCCCGUCAACAGAACAUUAUUGGAUUGCCCUUGGUUCUGGAUUGGUGAUGAUGAUUUUCGGAGGCCAACUUGUAGCAUACAAGCUUUUCAGGAAUAAUUUUGUGUAUCCGGAUGAGCUCCAAAAUUUCUAAGAAAAACAUUUAGCUUUUCUUCUACAAAAUGAUGUAGGGUGAAAUAUUUUUUUAUAUUCAGUUUUUUUGUACUACACAACUUUGGUACUCUGUAAAUCCACACAUUAUAUUUUGCAAUUAAAAGUUGUUUGGAAGGAAUUGUUGAGAAUAUUAAACACUUCUUGCCAACAA